CGCCUCACUCUGAGAGCAGAGGAAGGGCGUGACGUCCCAGAAAGUCCCGCGUGACGUCGCACGGGCUCCAGGCGGGGCCGGUCCGGCCGCCUCCGACCCUGGAAGGCGGUUUUCGGGACCUCCCUCAUCUUAGGAAAAUGCAGGCUGCCCUGAGGCGUUGGCUUUCCCGCUAGGCUUUGGCAGAUUAGUGAGAGAAAGAGAAGAAAAGCGCGCCGUCUCUUCACAGCCCCGGAGCGAGCCCGCUUCCUUACCGGAGUUUUCAAGAAUCUCGAGGCAAUCUUGGAAGCCGUAAGUAUUUCAACUGUCUAAAGACAACUUUAUACAUAUAUAAUGUAAAAGAAAAGAUCAGAAAACAUUAGGCACAUAGAAGUGUGGAGUAUAUUAAGCAAAAUGAACAUCUCUGGAAGCAGUUGUGGAAGCCCUAGUUCUGCAGAUAUAUCUAAUGACUUCAAGGAUCUCUGGACAAAACUGAAGGAGCAUCAUGAUAAAGAAGUACAAGGUUUACAAGUAAAAGUAACUAAACUGAAAAAGGAACGAAUUUUAGAUGCACAAAGACUUGAAGAAUUCUUCACCAAAAAUCAACAGCUGAGAGAGCAACAGAAAGUUCUUCAUGAAACCAUUAAAGUUUUAGAAGAUCGUUUAAGAGCAGGAUUAUGUGAUCGCUGUGCAGUAACUGAAGAACAUAUGCGGAAAAAACAGCAAGAAUUUGAAAAUAUCCGGCAGCAGAAUCUUAAACUUAUCACAGAGCUUAUGAAUGAAAAGAAUACUCUACAGGAAGAAAAUAAAAAGCUUUCUGAACAGCUGCAGCAGAAAAUUGAGAAUGAUCAACAGCAUCAAGUAGCCGAGCUUGAAUCUGAGGAAAAUGUUAUUCCAGAUUUACCAAUAACUGCUUUUUCAUUUUCUGGCAUUAACCGGCUACGAAGAAAGAAUUUCCAUGUCCGAUAUAUAGAACAAACACAUACUAAACUGGAGCACUCUGUUUCUACAAAUGAAUUGAGAAAAGUUCCAAAAUCUUCAGCUCAUCUACAACAUAAGCCUAAUGAAAAGGAAAUUCUUGUGGCUGACACUUGUGAUCAAAGUCAAUCUUCAAUGGCUAAAACAUGUGGAACAAGCAGUUAUCCCACUGACAAGUCAUCUUUUAAUUUAACUACAGUUGUUGCCGAGACACUGGGACUUAGUGUUCCAGAAGAAUCUGAAUCUCAGGGUCCCAUGAGCCCUCUUGGUGAUGAGCUCUACCACUGUCUGGAAGGCGAUCACAAGAAACAACCUUUUGAGGAAUCUACAAGAAAUAAUGAAGAUAGUUUACGAUUUUCAGGUCCUAACUCAAAGACUCCUCCUCAAGAAGAAUUGACUACUCGGGUAUCAUCUCCUGUAUUUGGAGCUAGCUCUAAUGUGAAAAGUAGUUUUGGUUUGAAUACAAGUGUGUCCCCUUCUCUUUUAGAGACUGGGAAAAAAAACCAUCUGAAAACAGUACCUUUCAGCCUCACUUCUACUUCUAAUUCUAGAACAGAGAAUACUAGAUCAAAAUCAGAAGAUAGUGCCCUUUUCACACAACAUAAUCUUGGGUCCGAAGUGAACAAGAUCAUUAGCCAAUCAUCUUCUAAUAAGCAGAUGCUUAUAAAUAAAAAUAUAAGUGAAUCUGUAAGUGAACAGGAUAGUACUGAUCUCAUUAAAGAUGUUUUUACUGAUAAACAUGUGGUACCCUUGAAAUCACUGGGAUGCAGAACAUCCAAAAGGAAGAAAAUUGAGGAAGAAGGUGAAGAUGAAGUAAGCUGCCCACAAGCCUCUUUUGAUAAAGAAAAUGCUUUUCCUUUUCCACUGGAUAGUCAUUCUUCCAUGAAUGGAGACUAUGUGAUGGAUAAACCUCUGGAUUUGUCUGAUCGAUUUUCAGCUAUUCAGCAUCAAGAGAAAAGCCAAGGAAGUGAGACCUAUAAAAUCAGAUUUCGGCAAGUGACUCUCUAUGAGGCUUUGAAGCCCAUUCCGAAGGGCUGUCCCUCAAGCCAAAAGGCCUUGAGUGGGAGCUCUGUGCUAACCAAAGAUUCUACAGAGGAGCCCCGUUUACAGGAGUGCAUCCUUCAGCCCUUGAGUAAAUCCUCUCCAGAUAAUAAAACACCAUUACAAAUAAAAGAACAAAAUCCUAUCUUUAAAAUCCCUCUAUGUCUACAUGAAAGUUUGGAGACAGAGAAUCUUCUUGAUGACGUGAAGGAUGCUGGUUCUCAGGAGCCAGUAAGAAUAAAAACCAAGUCAGUCCAUGGAGCAUGUGAACUUGCAUCAGUUCUUCAGUUAAAUCCAUGUAGAAUCGCUAAAACAAAGUCUCUACAAAACAACCAAGAUGUAUCCUUUGAAAAUAUCCAGUGGAGUGUAGAUCCAGCAGCAGACCUCUCUCAGUAUAAAAUGGAUAGUACUAUAGUAGAUACAAAGGAUGACAGUCAGUCAAGAUUAGCAGGAGGAGAGACAGUGGACAUGGACUGUACAUUGGUUAGUGAAACUGUGCUUUUAAAAAUGAAGAAGCAAGAGCAGGAGGGAGAAAAAAGUCCAAAUGGAGAAAGAAAAAUGAAUGAUAGUUUGGAAGAUUUGUUUGAUCGUACAACACAUGAAGAAUAUGAAUCCUGUUUGGCAGAUAGCUACCCCCAAGUAGCAGAUGAAAAGGAGAAAUUGUCAACUACCACAAAGAAAGCAAACACCCAUGGUGAUAAGCAAGAUAAAGUGAAACAGAAAGCAUUUGUGGAGCCAUAUUUUAAAGAUGAUAAAAGAGAGACUGGCUUACCAAACUUUCCUCAUAUUGAGGUGAUUCGGAAAAAAGAAGACAGAAGAAAAUUGCCCGGACACACAUGUAAGGAAUGUGAAAUUUAUUAUGCAGAUAUUCCAGCAGAAGAAAGAGAAAAGAAAUUGGCUUCCUGUUCAAGACACCGAUUCCGCUACAUUCCACCCAACACACCAGAGAAUUUCUGGGAAGUUGGUUUUCCUUCCACUCAGACUUGUAUGGAAAGAGGUUACAUUAAGGAAGAUCUUGAUCCUUGUCCUCGUCCAAAAAGACGGCAGCCUUACAAUGCAAUCUUUUCUCCAAAAGGCAAGGAGCAGAAGACAUAGAUGUCGAAGCAAAAACAGGAUAGAGAACAACUUUUUUCUUUUUUUUUUCUUUUAGUUAUUUAUAGCUAAAGUUGGUAUUAAACAUGGUUUUUUUAAUCUUCUAUAAACUGAUUUAUAAAUCAUUUUUCUAUUGAAAAUGUUUUUUAAAUGGCAUUUACCCACCACACAAACAACUAUUUAAAAUGUGGAUAGGUUUAAGUCAAAUUUUCUUGCUUUUGCACCUUUAAAACAAUGAAGUGCUUUCAUUUUGCACUCUAACUUAAGAUUUGUUUAUUUACUUUUUUUAUAUCACGUAAUUACAAUUUUGAAAAUAUGAUAGUUGUAAUCUGUGAUUUAUUGCCUUUCAAAUCUUUUUACUCCAUCUUCCUUUGGUAUUUACUUUCAGCAGUGACUUCAUGUUAAUCAUUACAGUAUAUACUGUUUGGUUCUGAAUGUGAUUCUGAAUUUUUUUACAAUCCUAUUAUAGCUUCUAGUGAGCAUUUUUCUUCCCUUCCCCAAAUUGUUUAUCCUGUGUUUGAUUUUUGUUCUCUGCUGACAGUCAACUAAUCUCCCCAAAAUAAUAGCAACCAUUCAUUCAUUGGCCACUUAAUUCAAUGCCAGGAACUGUUUUGCUCUUCACAUAGAUUUUUCUCUUUUAACCCCGGAUAAUCUUAUGAAUUUAUGUAUCAGCUUAACAUUAAGCUGCCAAAAGUGGAUUCAAAAAAAAAAAAAGACAGAUUAAACAACAAAUGACUGAUUUUAUUUUUCUCACAUUAAAAAGUCUGGAGGUCGGCAGUCCAAGACUGGUAAUGCAGCUCUGUGAUGCCCUCAUACACCUGGAUUUCUUCUAGCUUUAUGCUAUUUCAUACUCUUUAUGUGCCCUUCAUUCUUUUAACUAUAAAAUAGUUAGACCACCUCUAACAUCGUUCAUAUUCAUGUUCCAGGCAGGAAGAAGGGAAAAUAAAAAAAGCCUAUAUCA
This is a messenger RNA of Pteropus alecto (black flying fox), 4048 nucleotides long. RefSeq names its product RB binding protein 8, endonuclease (gene RBBP8). Gene Ontology annotation, cellular component: site of double-strand break. The record is from RefSeq and is a predicted model, not a curated record. Gene Ontology annotation, biological process: DNA double-strand break processing involved in repair via single-strand annealing; double-strand break repair via homologous recombination. The transcript is spliced from 19 exons. Bases 391 to 3090 code for a protein of 899 amino acids. Lineage: Eukaryota; Metazoa; Chordata; Mammalia; Chiroptera; Pteropodidae. Gene Ontology annotation, molecular function: damaged DNA binding; double-stranded DNA binding; single-stranded DNA binding.